This is a messenger RNA of Copidosoma floridanum, 4380 nucleotides long. It is a transcript of the gene mam, whose product is annotated as neurogenic protein mastermind. NCBI's taxonomy places the organism in Eukaryota, Metazoa, Arthropoda, Insecta, Hymenoptera, Encyrtidae. Gene Ontology annotation, biological process: Notch signaling pathway; positive regulation of transcription by RNA polymerase II. Gene Ontology annotation, cellular component: nuclear speck. Gene Ontology annotation, molecular function: transcription coactivator activity. The record is from RefSeq and is a predicted model, not a curated record.
ACGUUUGUCCGAAUGAUUAGUUUCACACGUUUGGUGCACCAAGAUUAAUACUAUCAAGUGUUUUAUGACACAAAGUCGUUAUUGUUUAGCAAUAUCUACAAAGUGUUGAUUAAUCAAGUAUUACCAACAAAAAAGUGAGGUUAUGUAAUUGUUUGCUCGUAAUCCAGCAACAGGCAAUUAUAUACCACGUCUCCUUCAGCGCUCGAUUUUUUCUCUAUACACUGACGUUGGGUACUACUAUACACGUUUAAGCAAAUAAUAUUUGAGGUCUUUUUGGAGCAAGAAAUCAAAAUUUGCUGAUUCAAAGUAUUAGCCUAAAGUGAAAUGAAAUUAGGAUGCAAGGAGGUAGCUCCAAGAAGCGAAAAACAAAAGAGGACAAAGAAAAGACGAACUUUACGACUCUUGGAGUGAACUGGCUUAUUCUGCAGUGGAUUUCGGGAGCUGUAUGGAGGCAGGGGGGCUCCUGCCCUGCCAGCCCCAGCAAGGCCCCCCUGGCUCCAUUGCCCAAGCAACUUCUCAGCAGCUGCAGCCAAGAAACAACUUAGCAACUUUACAACAACAGCAACAAUCUAUUGUUGGACAAGUACAGCUACAUCAAGAUAUCGGUGCUUUACAGCAGCAACAGUUGCAGCUAACUCAUCAGCAGCAACAGCUGCAACAAAUGGGUCAGGCACCUGGGAUGGGUGAAGCACUGCCGCUUAGGCAGGCAGGCAGACAGGCUGUUGUCGAUCGACUUCGUCGCAGAAUUGAAUCUUACAGGCGUAGACAAACCGAUCUUGUGCCCAAGUUUGAUCAAAGCUUUCAUGGUCUCUGCGAGCAAAAUAAUCACGACACAUUGUUACUCAAGCAGCGCUUUUUGGAUAGAGACAAAAAUAAGAGACAACCAAAGAAAAAUGAAAAAAAACAGAACGAAAAUCUAGGUGCUUCAUCCAAUGUUCAUGUGCAACAAAAGUUCUUGAAAAGAACAGCUGAAGAAUUAGAGACGACUGGUAGUAACAAUGGUGACGGAGGUUUUGGCGAACCAUCAGUUAAACUACAAUGCACGCAGUCUUCGAGCACCAGCAUUUCUCAUCAUGCUCAUGUUCAACAUCAAUCAAGUAAUGCUUGCAACAAUUCAACGCCAAACGGCACUAGUAGUUCAACAACUGGAUCUCAGGUGCCUCCGACCAAUUCGACCCACGGAAACACCAGUCUUGGGGGAGCUGGUAACGGUGGUCCACAGCAAGGGGGAGGAAACGGUGUCGGCCAGACCGAAGCUCUUACCAAAUUUUCCGUCGAAAUUGUACAGCAACUUGAAUUUACGACUUCAGCUGCAAACUCUCAAACCCAACAGAUCUCUACUAACGUAACCGUAAAAGCGCUGACCAAUGCCUCUGUUAAAAGCGAUCUCUUGAGCGCAACGACAUCGCCAAAGAGCGAGCCACAGACAGGGGUCUCGUCAACGCCAGCUUCUGGACCUACUGCUUCUGCAGCUGCUACAAACGGCUCUGUCCACCACCAUCAGCAGCCGCAACAACAGACCACAACUCCCGGUCCGACCUCGGCAGCAGAUAUUAUUAAUAGUCUAGUAGAGUGCAAACAGGAGCCUGACAAUGACUUUGACCUUGAGCAGUGUGCAGCAGCUCUCGAGAAGGAUCCUUGUUUCCCAGGCUUUGACAACUUUAUGGGCUCUGAAGCGACUGAUGACGAUGCUUUUAAGGACCUUAUUUCCGAAAUCUCUGACUUUCAUCCGCAAAUGGACUUUAUCAAAGACCUAGACUUUGACGAAAAGACUGGUAUCGGUCUGAACGGCCAAAACAGCACCAACAACAACAAUAAUAAUAAUGGCAGUACCGGUGCCAUGGGCAUUAAGAGCAAUAUUCCUGGAAAUGGUCAGAAUGUGCACGUGAAACUCGAGGAAGACAAGGAUCAAGUACCCCAAGUUAUGCAUCAACAUCAGCAUCAGCAACAGGGUCAACUGACGCAACAGUAUUCGUCGUCGUCUUCGUCGUCGACGCCGUCAUCAUCAUCGUCACGUUUAUCCUAUUCUGCGCCAGGCUUGGACUAUAAAUCCGAGAUGAGCCCCGCUGCGCAAACUCUGAAACAAAUGGCCGAGCAGCACCAACACAAGAGCCAGCAACUUGGUAUGGGUGGUUUCAAUUCACCAGCCGCUGCAGCGGUGGCUGCCGCGGCAGCUGCUGCGGCCAGAGGUUCGAACGCACGCUCACCUUACGCCGAGUUUGGACAAUUUAGUGGCGGUUCUGCAGAUUAUUUGGGCAGCUCUAAUGGUGGACCUGCAUCAGCAACAACUCAACAAGGCAUACCGUAUCAUAAAAACAAUAGCGUGAAUAGUAGUCUACUUGUUGGUUUUCAGCAAACUCAGCAAACGGAAGUUUUUACUCAACAUCAACAGCCCAACAAUCAAUUUGAAAUAAAUAAACGCACAGCUGGUCAACAAAAGCAGCAGCAGCAGCAGCAACAGCAGCAGAGCACUAAAUCAUCAAUGGGUCCGAACGGGCCUACAACGUACAAGCAACAACAGCAGCAGCAGUAUUCACCAUAUGGAAGCCCGAGCUCAAUGCCAAAUCACGGCAGUCCGAGCUAUGCUCUUCCACCGAGAAUUUCGCAAGCACAAGCACCGAAUCAAGGUCCAACUCCUCAGGGAGGCUAUAGCAGCUCGACUCCUCCACGGCCCUCUUCGGGCUCAGGCACGUCUGCUCCAAACAUUCAGAUAAAUCAAGCGCAGCAGUUGCACAUCAAUAAUCCUACUCACCAGAUUCAAGUAUCAGCUGGACAACAUAUGCAACUUACUGGUGAUUUAAAACCAAAUAUCGUAUCAGUUGCCACUCAGCAAGGUAUGUAUUUCAACCAACAACAUCAUCAUCAACACCAACAGCAACAGCAGCCACAACAAGCUCAGACGGAACAGCAACAGCAGAAUGCACAAGGAAUUCCUGGAAACCAAAAUGAUACAUAUUGCACGGUUUCACAGACACAAACGAUAAAUUUUACGCAACAAAAUUUGAGGCAGCGGGCAACUGCAGCAUCUGGUUCGGGAAAUUCCGCGACGACUCCUACUGCUGCACAGUCACAGCAGUCACAACAACAAGCUCAACAACAUAGAACUCAUACUAAUCAGCAGCAGCAAUCAAUGAAUCAGCAGCAGCAACAACAGACCUCUCUUGCUGGAGCGCAGCUUUCAGAGCAACAAAUUAAAAUGUUUCAGCAGCAACAGCAAUUGUUGCGAACACAGUCUCUACAACAACAACAACAGCACAUGGCUGCAGGAAUUAUUAGACCACCUCCACCGGAAUACAAGGCAGCUCAAGCGCAAAUAAUGCACGCAAACAUUAACAGUAUAGGGCAGUCGGUAAAAUUCGGAAACUCAAAUCCCAUUCGCAGAAUCAAUCAGCAGCAACCAAUACCUCCCUCUGGCCCAAUGAUGAGACCCCAACAAGUAGUACAGCAGUCGGCAAUGCAUGCUGGAACAAAUUCUUUAUACAUGAGUAAUGCCAAUGCAGGUGUGGGCAUUGGAAUAAGGUCGCCGGUAAGCAUAAAUACCACUGGAAACGUAAACACGAUAGGAGGCCUACACCCAAUGCAACAAAGAAUAGGAUAUCCAAGAACAAACCAUCAACGGCCUCCAAACGUGAACGUUGGACAAGUAGAUGCUCUUGGUAAUGGAGUCUCAUCUCGUGGUACUUCACAAAGAUGGCAUCAGGUCUUUAUGCAGCAUCAUUCACAACAGCAGCAGCAACAACAACAAGGAAAUUUUGGAAUGAGCGGAACAAGUGGUGGUAUUCAAAUGAAUGCAUCCCAAAUGCAACAUCAACAGCAAGUACUAAGAGGUAAUGGAACGUUAACUAACGCUGGAAUAAAUAAUUGUCCGAUGCCACAGCAAAUUACCAUUACGCAACAGCAACAGCAUCAACAAGCUGGUAAUCAAAUGACUAUGCAACUUGAAAUGUCACAAACACAAUCCAUCAACGCAGUAAUCGUUUCGUCAACAUCUGGCAAUGGAACUGCGGGAUCUCCAGUACAUUCGCAUCAACGAUAUAACGCUGCAGUACCCAAUCCAAGUGCGCGUAGUUCUUUACAACUUCAGCAGAUUUCUCCACAGCAACACCAACAAUCUGAUGUUGCCGCAAAUGACCUAUCUUUUGACAUAUUUGAUAAUUUGGCUUCAACAGGUGACACGCCAAAUUUUAACCCACAAGAAUUACUCAAUUCACUUGAAUCUGGAUUCAAUAUUGACACAAUGUUCUAAAAGGUCCUCUUGUUCCAUCUCUUGUUUUUUCUCCGUAUUUAUAAGUACAAUCAAACGAGCAGUUGAUGAAAGAGAUAAAGAGAAGCCGCUGCUCAUCGUCCUCAUGAGAAAAAAAAAAAAAAAAAUAGAAAUGG